AUAAAAUGUUAUGAUGAGACAAAUUUUUUUUUUUUUGGCGACUGUUAUGGGACAAUUUUUGGGCCGUGGUAAUCAAUAUUCAUCAUGCUAAUCUCUUGUUCAGCUUUUAAUCAUGUUAAUCUCGGCUAAAUUCUAUAUCGAUUUUAUAAUUGUAGUCCUUUACCUCAUUUAUUGAUUAACGUAUAUAUAUUUUUUUAUCUAUUUAUUAUCGGGGUUUAUAAUCAUGAAUUCAUGAUUCAUGACAUUAUUGAGGUUUGGUAAUCAUGAUUCAUCAUGACAUUAUUGGGGUUUAUAAUCACGAUUCAUGACAUUAUCGGGCUAACUUUGACCCGGGAAUCCUACCAGGCUGCAAUGCAUGAAUUCAAUUCCCUCAGUGAUUCCGUGAGUAUAAUCCAAAAACUUUCCAUUUAGUUUACAACAUAACUGAAAUGUAUGUUCUUCCUUCAUUUUUCUUUCAGAGAAAAGAUUCAUAUAUUGCUGAGGCCAACAAAAGGAAUUCUGUGGAAAACAAUGCCUGGCCUGAGAGAGCAAGUAGGAAAUCAGCAAAACCAAGGAAAUCAGCAAGAUCAAGGAGAGACAAGGAUUUUGACAUGGAUAUAUGGGAUAAAGCUAUGGGCAUAUUCAUGAUGUCUUUGAAACAAAAACAUCUCAAGAAUGAUCCUAAAUUCAAUUUCAAAUUUAUUGGGUCUUUCUCUUUGGUGGGUCUGAGAAUGGCAAUGGAGUUAAGAGCGAUUAGAAUGUUGAGCCAUUCAGGGAAUUAUCUUGAGAGCGGCUGCUAUGUAUGCAUUGCUUGUGAAGGAGGAGCUGGAGUACUGGCCAGAACUGAGUACACGGCAGAGGAGUUGGUUAACCAUACCUGAAGCUCUAGAUUGUUGCUGGCACCCAUGGAUGCGACAGGCCCUUGAAGAAGGUUUCAUGAAGUGGCAUGCAAGUAGGACAAGAAGCAGCGAGUAAGAAAAUGAUGUAUUGCCGCACAGAAACUGAGGGAUUUGGUUCAAGAGAUAGAACUAUGUAGCCAAGACAGCUUCUGCCUUCUUGUUUCCUCGCUUCUGGAAGUUGAGUUGCGAAAGAUGGUAAUUGGUGUGCUUCUUGUAGGGUUUUGACAUGGUUGUUUAGAUUUCAUUCUCAGGAUUUCUUUAGGCGUUUUUGUCUCUGAGAAGAGGUUGUUUUUCAUCAUCUUCUUUUUUCAUUUUUGGCUCAACUGAUCUCUUUGACUUGUUUAAAAUUACAGGGAAAAGGCAUGCAUUUGAGCUCUCCCAACUGUUUUUAGAACUGUCUUCUGAUUUCCAUUAGAAACUGUACAUUGUGAAAAAACUAUGGAGAUUAUACACAACUAAUUGUUCUCCU
Molecule: messenger RNA, 1347 nt
Organism: Chenopodium quinoa (quinoa)
Lineage: Eukaryota; Viridiplantae; Streptophyta; Magnoliopsida; Caryophyllales; Amaranthaceae
Exons: 4
Coding region: 429-860 (143 amino acids)
Source: RefSeq, a predicted model, not a curated record